Molecule: messenger RNA, 1377 nt
Organism: Lottia gigantea (owl limpet)
Lineage: Eukaryota; Metazoa; Mollusca; Gastropoda; Lottiidae
Exons: 10
Coding region: 1-1377 (458 amino acids)
Biological process (GO): glucocorticoid biosynthetic process; C21-steroid hormone biosynthetic process; cholesterol metabolic process
Cellular component (GO): mitochondrial inner membrane
Molecular function (GO): monooxygenase activity; heme binding; oxidoreductase activity, acting on paired donors, with incorporation or reduction of molecular oxygen
Source: RefSeq, a predicted model, not a curated record
AUGAACGCCUGUUCACCUUGUCAGCUUGCUCCUUCUACCAUAGGAACAUAUCUUUACAAGAGAGGGUUUCACAAAAAAUAUGGUAAAAUAUUUAAAGAACGGCUGGGACCUGUCACCAAUCUAUCAAUAUCAGAUCCAGCUUUGGUUGAAGAAAUCUUACGAACUGAGGGCAAAUAUCCAUUCAGACCACCUUACCAAUCGUGGGUGCUUUAUAAUGAAUUAUACAAUAGAAAAGGCGGAACAAUGACAGCUGAUGGUGAACAUUGGAAAAAAUGUCGAAGUGUCAUGAAUCCAAAAUUUUUACGACCCAAAGCUGUUGGAGAAUUUGUCGAAGGCAUAAAUGGUGUAGUAGCAUCAUUUGUGGAUCGUCUCAGGUUAUUGAAAGAUGCGACAGGAGAUGGUGAACCUAUACCUCAUUUACCUAACGAACUGAGCAAAUUUACUAUGGAGGCUCUUGGUUGGGUACUAUUGGACAAAAGAUUGGGGUGUUUAGAAGAACACGUCGAAGAAAAAGUCCAAAAUUUUAUCUCCUCAAUAGCUACCAUGUUUUUAACUGGACAUCAGUUGAUGAUUUUCGCUAAUGUACAUCAAAAAUUGAACACGAAACCAUGGAGAAACCACGUGAGAUCAUGGAACACAAUUUAUGAAAUAGCACAGGACUAUAUUGAUGAAAGAAUGAAAGAUGUCGCUGAAAGAUUAAGCGGUGACAUAAAAGAAGGAGAAAGGGUAGAUUUUUUAACGUAUUUAGUUGGGAGUGGUAAAUUAAGCCGCGAAGAAAUCUAUGUGAAUAUUACAGAGGUGUUAUUAGGUGGAGUGGAUACGGCAGCCAACUCCUUCUCAUUUUUACUGUAUUCAUUGGCUAAACAUACUGAGUCUCAAGAUAUAUUACUGGAAGAGGUCGACCGAGUGUUAGGCGGUAAAGUGUGUUCUUAUGAAGACCUUCAACGUAUGCCAUAUUUAAAGGCCGUCGUUAAAGAAACUCUACGACUUUAUCCACCGAUUCCUAUUAAUGCCAGAGUAAUGCAAGAAGAUACCGUCAUUGAUAAUACUCUAAUACCCAAAGGAACUAUUGUGUUACUCAACAAAUACACAAUGGCACGAGAUGAGAAGAUAUUUACCAAUCCAGACAAGUUCAUACCAGAACGGUGGUUACGAGCUGAAGCUAAAGAUUGGCACCCAUUUUCUAGCAUACCAUUUGGCUAUGGAGCUAGGAGUUGUGUUGGUCGUAGAAUUGCCGAAACAGAAAUCUAUUUAGCAACAGUAGGAAUUUGUCAGAAGUUCCGAAUGUCUGUUAGUGAUAAAUUUGAUAUUAAACCAUCAGUUCGAACACAGUUAACACCAGGACCAGAGUUACCCAUUUUGUUUACUGAACGAUAG